AUGAGGCAUAUGUGUGGAGUGUGUAAGGGUUGUGGACUUGAGAAUGAAACGAUUGAUCACAUGUUGUUUAGGUGUCCUAGUGCCCAAUUAGUUUGGAAAAUUUGCCCCAUUAAUUGGCCUAGUUUAGAAAAUACUGUGGAUUUUGCUGGAUGGUGGAAUGAUCUUUUUACUAAUGCUAAAAAAUAUCCCGAGUCUAUUGAGCUUAUAAAAUUAAGUAUUUCUAUUAUGUGGCAAAUUUGGAAGGCUAGAAAUUCAAAGAGUUUCAAUGGAGAAAUUUAUGAUCCUAAUGAUAUUGUUAACAAAGCUCUUUUUGAUUUUCAUGAAUAUGAAAGCAAUUUGAUUCCUUCAUUUUCCCCUAUAAUUAUACCUGCUUGUAAUGAUGAUAGAAAUAUAACUAUGGCACAAGAUGGUAUUGUUGUGUUUGCAGAUGCUAGUGUACAUAAGGAAAAGAAGACGACAAGCAUUGGUGUGGUGGCUUUGGAUAGCUAUGGUAACCUGCUUCAUGCCUUUGGUUCCCCAAUUCAAUAUGUUGGGAAAGCCAUCACUGCUGAAGCAAUUGCAACUCGUAUGGUGCUGGAGAAUGUUAGAGAAAAGGGGUGGACAAAGGUGCAAAUCUUAUCAGAUGCAAAAAAAUGUGGUGGAUAUGGUACUACAAAGAACUAUAGUCUCGUGGGAGAUAGAAACUACUUGUGA
Molecule: messenger RNA, 693 nt
Organism: Solanum verrucosum
Lineage: Eukaryota; Viridiplantae; Streptophyta; Magnoliopsida; Solanales; Solanaceae
Exons: 1
Coding region: 1-693 (230 amino acids)
Molecular function (GO): RNA-DNA hybrid ribonuclease activity; nucleic acid binding
Source: RefSeq, a predicted model, not a curated record